This is a messenger RNA of Xyrichtys novacula (pearly razorfish), 11563 nucleotides long. Lineage: Eukaryota; Metazoa; Chordata; Actinopteri; Labriformes; Labridae. The record is from the annotation of a GenBank genome assembly.
AUGGUCUUCGGUUCAGAUUACUUAGACGAGGUGAUGCUCCUGAAUCCACCAGAGAAGGCUCUGCCAGACCACCUCCUGGAUGUGUAUUACUCUUGUGAAAGACCUGCCACUGUGCAGCUGGACUUGAUCGUGUUUUUUGACACUGGUCGCAUCCGUGCGUUCCGGCUGAACCACUGGAGAUGUGACCCCGAUGAUCCCUCAGUGAAGACUGUGAGGCUGAACCUGCCUGAUUGGCUGGUCUAUCAAGCUGAUGGGGUUGUUCCUGAAUCUCAGUGGGUGCUGAGCUGUAUGCUGGAAGCUGCGGUCACAUACCCUCAUGUAUUUAGUGACGAAGAGGAGUUGGUUGCAGACAAUGAUGUGGCGUUUUUGAAACCGAUUCCUGUUUUUGAGCGACCUGUAAAAAGGCAUCAGCUGUGCCUUCCAUGGAGUUUGUCAAUGCUGAAGUUGAAUCCACACUUCUUACAAAAACAAUGUCCAGUGGAACAAGGUAAGGUGUUAAAGUAAGAGGAAACAUCCUAAAUCAUAUCUACCUUUAGUUUAACAAGUGUUAGGGUCAAAGGUUAAUACCCCAGCUGCUUCAUAAAGUUUGCUUUCACUUUUAAACUCUCAAAUCUUGACUUAAAGGGAUCUUCCGGUGUAAAAUUAAUUUAGGGUCGAACACACUGUAACGCUGAGUUAGACACCCUGUCAAGAGAUAAACAUAGCGAUACAGAGAGCCACACUCUCAAGCAAAAAGCUUCUCUAUAGCCACAAAUAAUGCUCAGAACAGCACCUGACUUCAUCAACAGUACAUAUAGGGUCCCAGCCACAGCACUAGCCACCAAACAUCUUUUAACUUUGCCUAAUUUCUGUAGCAAAGAGACUAAACACAACUCACCAUCUCUCUUCCAGCAGCCGCUUGUUUGUGCGGAGACCUCAGGCUGGUCCAUUACGGACUGCUGUGGGGUGACGCAGCUCGAGGAAGAACAUUUAUGAUAAUUUCUUUAUCAUUUCCUUGAAGUGAUAAUCACUAUAUUAUCAUUUUGCACUGCAGACGUGGUAGUUCUUCUGACUUAGCGUCUCAGUCUGAUUGCAUUCCCAUAAAGAAAUGAUCAUAAAUGUUCUUCCUUGAGCUGCGUAACCCCCGCUGUUGUCGAUGGACUCGCCUGGAGGGCUCCGUACAAACAAGCGGCUGCUGGAAGAGAGACGGUGUGUAGUGUUUACUGGAGAAAUCAGGCAAAGCUAAAAAGAUGUUUGGUGGCUAGUGCUCCGGCUAGGACCCUAUGUGUACUGUUGAUGAAGUUAGGUGCUGUUCUGAGCAUUAUCUGUGGCGUUUUGGUUGAGCGUGUGGCUCUCUGUAUCUGCGGUCGUUACUUAAGUUGGUAUAACUAGAGAAGUAAGCGGUCGGCAACACUCAUCUCUCGACGGGGUGUCUAACAUCCCUUUAAAAAUUGUUCGGGUCAAUGGUUAAUAUGCUAGCUGCUUUCUAAAGUUUGCUUUCGCUUUUAAACCCUUAAAUCUUGACUUGAAAACAGAAACGGUUGAGUUAUUCUCCUCCGUAUUCGCCUCGACUGGAAAAAACUUGGGCAUCACAAAGACGCUGAACCCUUUCAACAACAAAGCCCUGGAGUAUUCACGCGUCAAAGGAGUCUCUUCUCCGCGGUAAGAUGACCAAAGUUUAACUUAACUGUCUGUCCUGCUAAUUCAGAUGUUGCUCAGAGUAGGUGUGCCCUAUUUUUUGUCAGGUGUAUGUUCUCUAUGUGGAUACUGGUGACCAGACACUGCCAAGGAAAGCUGUGUGGAUUGUUCCAUCAUAUAGACGACCUUAAUGACUACGUCUCACCAGCACUGUUCCUCACACACUCGGGUAUACUUUAAAAAAGUCCCCUCUCACCUUUCAUAUGUUUUUAUCACGCUGCUAUAACACACUUAAGUUUCUGUCACCUCAUUCUGCACAGGCCAGCUUCACAUCCAGAUGACUGGAGGCGCAGGGGAGUCUUCUGCAUACCUCUCUCCAUUCAAGGUGCAUUUAAGAGAGUGGUGCCAAAUCACUGUGAUGGUGCUCGUGACGAGGGUGAGUAGAUGUCUCUGUCAUACCAGAUCUACCAGGGAUUACUGACACAUGUGAAGGUCAAACUUAGCAACGACAGACACAAACUCAAAGUUAUUCACAAGGGCUUCAAACUAAAAGAGUAACAUGUGAAUCCUCAAGGAGAAAACACAAAUCUACAACUGCAAGUGUGCUAUAUUGAAACCUCAAGGUCAUAGUGUAAAAAAUUAGAGCUAAUAUUUAAAGGCUGUUAAAGGGAUAUUCCGGCAGGGAUGGACUGGUCAGGGUCUUGCAACAAAUAAGCGGCUGCUGGAAGAGACACGGUGAGUUGUGUUUAGUCUCUUUGCUAAAGAAAUUAGGCAAAGGUAAAAUAUGUUUGGUGACUAGUACUAUGGCUAGGACCCUAUAUGUACUGUUGAUGAAGUUUGGUGCUUUUCUGAGCAUUAUAUGUGUCCAUAGAGUGGCGUUUUGGUUGAGGUUUGUUUAUGGCUCCUCAGACCGUUGUGUAUUGCUAUUGUGUGGUCUUUACUAAAGUUGGUAUAACUAGAGAAGCAAGCAGUCUGCAACAUUCAUCUCUCCAGGGGGGGUCUAACUUGGUGUUAUGGUGUGUUUGACUCUAAAUUAGUUUUACGCCGGAAUAUCCCUUUAACUACAGUGGCCAGACCAUGCUACCUGUUAAGGCUCACUACUGUGCAGUAUAUGAAAAUAACAUGGCUGUUGUUGUUGUUGCAUCCCAGGUGACAGUCUCCAUGGUGUGUAUAGAUAUGGAGCAGAGGACAAAUUAUUAUGUGGACGAUAUGUAAGUCUUCUUCUUCUAACAUGUCAUAAUCAAAAAGUUAUAUUCACAUUUUCAGUUUUAACAUAAGCGCUGUUUUAGGUUUCGUCAUGAUAUCACGCUGGAUGACACAGAAGGACAAUUUGUGAUCGGUGGAAGUAAAUACAUCAAAAGUGUGGAGGGCUAUUAUGGACCACUAGUUUACCACCGCAACAGAGUGUUACCUCUGACCAUGGUAAAGUACAACACCUGCCCACAGUUACUGCCCACGUCUGCUUUCCAGCUAAUGUUGGUUUGAUCACUUUAUUUUCUGCAGUCUGAAGUGGUUAUUCCAGAUGUUGUCAGGGCUGUGAAUCUGACUGGAUGGCUGCACACAUGUCAAGCACUUCAUCAGGAGAUAAACAUGAAGAUCGUUGAAUAUUCCCACCAAGCCAAACAGAGCCAAGAGCCUGGUAGUAAACCUUUAUGUCCACCAGAUGGUGCUAAAAAUUUCUCCACAUGGUGCAAUUUACAGCUUUUAUUUCCUUUAAAGAAACUAACUAGAGUUGUUUUAUCCCAGACACCUGCUUUGAUUUUUACUAUGAGUGGAUGAUAAACAACAGGCAGCCAUUACAACCACAGUGUGAGCUGUGGGAGGAGACAUACCCUCGCAGGAGACAAGCGAUGAAACUGGUCAAGAUUUUAGCUUUUAAACAUGGUGAGAAAAAAAAAGUGUGAUAUGAUUUGUAAUAACAUUUUCUCCUUUUCGUAUUGUCAAGAUAAAGAAAGAAUGUUUACAGACGGACUAAUUCAGACCUCUUGAUGAAUAAAAAAGGACACAUUAAUCAUGCAAUCUGGUAAAACAGAAACCUUCAACCACCACAUGAACUGACUGUUAAAUAAAGAAGCAUUUUACACACAGUACAUUAUGCUGCUCAGCUCUUGUUUGAAGCUAUUAUAUUCACCAAUAAUCUGUCUAAAUUAUGAUCUGUCUGGAGGGUCAAGUUGGACAUAUUUCUCCAGACUCAAAUGCUGCUUCAGGAUCUUCACCAAAAUUUCAUAUGAGGUUGAGCAGCAUCGCUCCUUAUUGACUCACCAGCUCAUAAAAGAGCAGAGAAAACAUUUGAUAUUACUCACUAUUUACUGGCGAUGGCUGGAUACUUGCUGUUUCAUAGGUGUAUGACUCUCAAUUUCUGACCUGCAGGAGGAAGAGGAGUGAGUCUGGCAGCUGUGGGCAGAGCGCUGUACUCUUUAUCAAUUCACAGGCUGCACAGAGGAGGCAAAACUGAGGCGGUCAGCACAAUAUUACCGCUGCUGCUUCAAGCCGGCUGCUUAGCUGAUAACCGAGCUCUGCACAUGGCAUCAGUGCUCUACAGCAGCGGCCUGGGAGUCAAGAAACAGCCCUUUAAGGUGUGUGUGUUUCAGACCUAGGUGAGCUCAAGUGAAAAUGUGAGGUGAGGACUUUCACUUUUAUUACAACCUCACAUGCCCUUGUGUUUGUUUCAGUCCUGGCUCGUGGCCCUGCUGGCUGCUCAGGAGGAUGAUCGAUUAGCUCUCAUGCAUCUUGGGCACCUGCACCACCAGGGUCUGCAUGGCUUUCCUGUAGACCUAGCCCUGGCCUAUGCAUACUAUGCAAACAUUGCUUUGCAGACAGCUUCGGUCCGUCGUUAUCCUACACCAGAGCAGGUGAUACAUGCACGCAUUUUACCCUGAUACUCUGGUGCCUUAAUCACAUUAGGUGAUACAGUUGUGCUGCAUAUGGCAACAAACACAUAACUUUGAAACUUGGUGGGAUUAAGUCUCCAUCUUUUACUUUAUCUUUUUUUUAACCUAUACCUUUUGUAGUGUGAAAAAGUAAUUAAAUGAUACAAGGGUUUAAGAAAGAUAGAUUUUUUGUUAGACAGUAAUUUCAUCACAAUAGCUUGAAUGUGACUUAAAUACAGCUGUGUGCUAAUUUCAGUUUAUGAGGUGAUCACUUUUCUGCUCCUGUAUCAUUUAUUAGACCUGAAUUCCUUGAUUGAUAAAGUUUUGAACAGAUAUCAUGAACAGAUAUGUGAAUGUCCUCUUCCUUUUACAGAUGACGAUGGGUUUAGAUGAGGUGAUGCUCCUGAAUCCACCACAGGAGGCUGUGCCGAACCAUCUCCUUUACGUGUUUUACUCUUGUAAAGAACCUGCGAUGGUGCAACUGGAUUUAGUUGUGUUUUUUGACACCGACCUCUCAGAUAUAAUCCGGCUACACCACUGGAGAUGUGACCCUUUUGAUCCUACAAUAAAGCCCGUGAGGCUGAAACUGCCUGAUUGGCUGGCGUACCAAACUGAUGAGAUUUUCCCUGACUCCCUGUGGGUGCUGAGUGCUAUGCUGGAAGCUGCAGUCACAUAUCCUGUAUCUGAUGAUGGAGAGGAGUUGGUUAGUGCUGAGGAUGUGGCAACUAUGGAGCCCGUCCCUUAUUUUGACCGACCUGUGAAACGGCUUCAGCUGUGCAAGUCCUGGAGCACGCAAAUGCUUCUUUUGACUCCAAGAUUCUCAAAACAACAAUGUCCUUUGGAGCAAGGUAUGAAUCAUGGAUAGUAUGAUAACUUUACAUGCAGACAAAGGCACCUAAAGUCAUAAAUAAUGCAGCUUUUGUUAGGUCAUGAAGCCCAGUACUGUACUGGUCUGCAUAAAAUGGUUGUAAUUAGGGCUGGGCGACAUGGGAAAAAGUUUAUCAUAAUAUAUUUUUUUCAUAUUAGUCGAUAUUGAUUUGUAUCACGAUCUAAAAAAAACACUUGUCAAUCUUAAAUGUUCCCUGUUACUCUGAAAUGAAAUUUAACAUGUACUCGACAUAAUUUGCAGUGCACACUACUCUGCUUCAUGUCAGACCUCAAAAAAACAAAAUACUUCCACACCAUCGACAUUUUUGUGCCAGUGUUGUCGACGAUGUCAUCAUCUGUUGAGCCUUCUUUUGUUUCUCACUGACAGUGCUGUCGGCUUCGUGUGUUAAAGUGCUCUGGUUGCGUGUAGCUGCAGCCUGCUACCACGCAGUUGUUUGCUACUUGGUUCAAAUUCAGCACAUGAUUGGUUCAGAACGGUGCAGACGCGGAGCAACUCCCCUUUUCAUUGGCUAUUCGUACAGUCUACCAAAACAUGACAGAAUGCCAGCUAUUGAAAAGCAUAUUGACCAUGUUUCAUAUCAAUAUUGAGGGAAAUUGAUUUUUGAUAUAUAUUAUUAUCAUUUUAUCGCCCAGCCCUAGUUGUUAUCAUAGGUUUAGUCAUGUAAUAGAAACAUUUAAGUCUUAAGUGUACCAAUCAAAGAUCUCUUGUGUCGUCCAGAAACGGUUCAGAUGUUCUCAUCAGUUUUUGCCUCGACUGGAGAAAACUUUGGCAUCACAAAGACACUGGACCCUUUCAACAACAAACCCCUGGAGUAUUCACGUGUGAGAGCCAUCUCUUCUCCAUGGUAAAUAAUGAUCUCAGCCUCUAUGUUGUUGACAAAAGUGCCCUGAAGGGUGAGUGAGCUGUCCAUCUUUUUGUCAGGUGUAUGUUCUCCAUGUGGAUUUUGGUGACCAGACACUGUCAAGAAAAGCUGUGUGGAUUGUUCCAUCAUAUAGACGACCUUAGUGACUAUAUCUCACCGGCACUGUUCCUCACAAAGUCAGGUAAAGAUAAAGAGCUUUAGGGUCACCACAUACUGUAACUAUUCAGUGCUGUUUUAUGAACUGAAAUUGUCUUUAACGAUGUUUUUGCAGGCCAGCUCCACAUCCAGAUGACUGGAGGCUUAGGGGACUCUUCUGCACAUCUCUCUCUAUUCAAGGUGCAUUUAAGAGAGUGGUGCCGAAUCACUGUGAUGAUCCUCAUGAAAAGGGUGAGUAGUUUAAUGCUGAUCAAAUACUUUCACAUAGAGAAAAAAAUGAAUUUAAGGAGUAAUAAAGAGUAGAGUUGUUAUUGUUGCAUCUUAGGUGACGAUCUCCAUGGUGUGUAUAGAUAAGAAGCAGAAAACUGAUUAUUCUGGGAGUUACAUGUAAGUCUACUUUUGACGUCAGGAAGACAUUUUGCACUCUGAGUUGUUUUUGAUGUUCAUUUUUGAGUGCUGUGUUUUGCAGCUUUGAGAAUGGUAUCACGCUGGAUGACACAGAGGGCUACUUUGUGAUCGGUGGAGGUAAAUACACCAAAGGUGUGGAGGGCUAUUUUGGACCUCUGGUUUACCACCGCAACAAAGUGAUACCUCCAACCUUGGUAAAGUACAACACCUGCUUACAGAGGAUUUUGAUGCAAACUUACCAAAGUCAUCUGAGUCUUCAAUUCUUCUUUUCUGCAGUCUGAAGCUGUUAUUCCAGAUGUUGUCAGGGCUGUGAAUCUGACUGGAUGGCUGCACACAUGUCAAGCACUUCAUCAGGAGAUAAAUAUGAAGAUCAUAGAAUAUUCCCACCAAGCCAAACAGAGCCAAGAGCCUGGUAGUAAACUUUUAUGUCCACCAGAUGGUGCUAAAGUUGCUGCUCAUGAACCUUUAUCGUGCUCGCUGCCAGCUUUAACAAAACAGUCUUGUUUUUCAGACACCUGCUUUGAUGCUUUCGGGAAGUUGUUCGUCCAGAACACACAGCCUUCAAAACCACAGUGUGAGCUGUGGGAGGAAACGCACCCUCACAGAAAACUAUCCAUGAAGCUAGUCAAGAUUUUAGCUUUCAAACAUGGUGAGAAAAAAUAACCUCUACUGUGAGUUGACAAUAUUUACAUAUACUUAAGCACUGGUUACUGGAGCACCAUUAAUGUUAUAAGAUUAUCUACACCAUCACAUUCAGUCCCAUUUCAUGAUUUUCAGGAGGAAGAGGAGUGAGUCCGGCAGCUGUGGGCAGAGCGCUGUACUCUUUAUCACUUCACAGGCUGCACAAAGGAGGCAAAACUGAGGCGGUCAGCACAAUAUUACCGCUGCUGCUUCAAGCCGGCUGCUUAGCUGAUAACCGAGCUCUGCACAUGGCAUCAGUGCUCUACAGCAGCGGCCUGGGAGUCAAGAAACAGCCCUAUAAGGUGUGUGUGUUUCAGACCUAGGUGAGCUCAAGUGAAAAUGUGAGGUGAGGACUUUCACUUUUGUUACAACCCCCUUCCCCCUGCUUGUUUCAGUCUUGGCUCCUGGCCCUGCUGGCUGCUCAGGAGGAUGAUCGAUUAGCACUUCUGCAUCUUGGGCACCUGCACCACCAGGGCCUGCAUGGCUUCCCUGUAGACCUAGCCCUGGCCUAUGGGUAUUAUGCAAACAUUGCUUUGCAGACAACUGUAGACCGUCAAAAUCCCACACCAGAGCAGGUAAAACAUGCAUCUUUCUCUGGACGCUUUAGUGUUAAUUUUAACAAAUCAAAAUCAAAAAAGGGUGCAGAUAACCCUCUUUUGAUCACCUGAACCAACAUCAAUCCUUUCUUGCCAAAGAAGUACCGCACAGUGGUUUUAAACAACAAAAACAUUGCUGUUGUAAGAAAAGAGUGUAUAGUAUUCGGUUUUAACCCUGAGAGAAAGAUAAUAUCAAAUGUCAGUAUUGCAGUUUACAGCUGUACUUACAAUUUCUUUUGAAUAACUGCAUGUUUAGCAUAGCAAAGGCACAAAGUCGGUGGAAAUCCAACAACUUUUCAUGCUUCUCCUUUCCUUCAAAUUCUUUGUUUUUAGACGUUUGUUGAGGCAGUUUAUCUAAACAACGAAGAAGUGCUGAAUCUUCAGACAGAUAAGGACCAUCACAUCUUUCAGUGGCUGAAACUGCAGGCCCGCCAAGGAGCAACUGAGGCAGAGGUACCCUGUGCUGCCAUCUCUGAAUUUGAAAUUGCAUUAUACACAAACUUAGACAGUCAGAUAGAAACAGCCACACAUUAAUGCACUUUACUUUAGUUGGAAGUCCUAAAGUAAGCCUGUAAGGAUAAUAGCCCCAGACAUUCAGCCAUUAGAGUACAAUAAAAAUGAGUAAUCAUUUUAUUAUAACUGUCUUACAGAAUGCGAUUGGUCGCAUGCUGUUCUGGGGUCAGCAGGGUGUGUCUCCAAACAUCCAGGAGGCUGUGAGACACUAUGAAAGAGGAGCUGUACGGUGGGAGGACCCUGUGUCCAUGUAUGAUUAUGGCAUUGUCCUGCUGCAGGUCAGUAUCUCAUCCAAUGCAAAGUAAAGAUUUAUAUCCUAAGCUCAUUAUCCUUAAGUUAUAUGUCCUUUUCUUAAAUGUUUAUAUUUCUUUAGGGUCAAGGUGUUGAAAAGGACAUCCCAAAAGCUGUCGGUUUCCUAAAGAAAGCAAUGGAGAAGGUUUUGUAUUUUAAUAAAUCCUUUUUUUCUCUCCUUUGUAACAUUAGAGUCAGCUUGCAAAAAACAUCUUAUAGGUUUCACAACCUAUACCAUGUCUUUCGAUAUGUGCUUUCUGUAGAAUUUUGUUCCUGCGAUCAACGCCCUGGCCUGGUAUUACGAGCAGCAUGAGAAGGACUAUGAGAAGGCAGUGAAGCUGUGGGAGCAGGCUGAUCAACUCAAGAGUCCAGACGCUGCUUUUAACUUGGGGAUCAUGUACUCACAGGGUCUGUACCCUGGAAAAGCUGCUGACAAUGUAAGCUCAAGCAUUAUGACUCCUAUGCUGUGGUUACAGAUGAGUUUUUGGUUCUUACAGGGGACUUAAUAACUUGUGUUUUCAACAGUUUAUGGCCUAUCAGUACUUCCUGAAGUCUGCACAGAGAGGGCACAUCAGAGGGGCGGUUAAACUUGCAGAGACAUGGACUACUGGGAUACCAGGCCGAGUCGACAGACGUCCAUCAGAUGCUGUUUUGUUAGCACCUCAGCUUUUACAUAAUCUCAUUUUACUUUUGUAGCCCUCCUGCUAUGAUGCUGAAUUGUCUUUAACCUGCAUACAGGUGGGUGAAGUGGGCAGCUGGGCACAAUGGAUACCUGGGUCACGUCUUACGGAAAGGCUUGGAUUCAUAUCUGAAGAGAGACACGUAAUCUUUUCCUUCAAUCGCUCUCAAUGAUCCUUAACAGACUACCCGAUGGCGCUUUCAGCAACUGAUAAUAUGUCUUGCCAACAGGUUCAACUCCUUGUUAUAUUACAUGAUGGCGGCUGAAUGCGGGUACACAGCUGCACAAUUCAAUGUGGCAUAUCUUUGUGAACAAUACACGGUGGGUUAUUUCUGUCGUAGCUGUGUUGUCAUAAGACUGUUGUAUUCACUCUUGACAUUUAACUUUUCUUUUUUGAUCUGUAUGUCCUUAGGCAUCCAUUAGUCUGGAUCCUGCCUUUUCUUUAAGCUGCAUGUGGAGAUAUUAUAACCUUUCGAUCCAAAGUGAAAAUCCUAACCCAUAUGGUAACAAACUCUUCUUCGAGACUUCCAUAAGUGGAGACUCUUGUGCAAACGUUCAAUUUUUACCUGACCAAGCUCUAAUUCUGUCACUCCUCCAGCCUUGAUCAGAAUGGGUGACCUGUUGUAUGAGGGGCAGGCACAUAUGUCCAAAGACCUGUUUUCUGCGGCAAAGAUGUACACCCAUGCAGCACUAAGGCAGGAGCCACAGGUCAGCCUUUGUAGAAGUGUCAAGUAUUGCUCUGUAUAUAGAAUUCUUUUCAUGUCAGUGUUUAUUCAUAAUUACUCGUAGGUGUAAGUCACAUUCUUCUUCUUCCACAGGGAUGGUACAACCUUGGCCUCCUUGUUUCAGAGGGUUACAAGCUGCCGCUGUCAGUAUUGAUCAGACUCAGCCUUUCAGAGCUCUACCUGGAAGACAACAUAACGCUUCAAAGUGCCUUAUAUGAAAGGUAUGUUAGAGUUGAAUGUGUGUAUGAAACAGUUUUGAAAGUGCAUCAAAGGGUUUGCAACAUUAGUCUCUAAAAAUAAUUCUGUUUUGUCCCAACAGGUGCAGAGAUUCAGAGGAUACAGAUGGAUUCUUACCUUGCAGCCUUGCCCUUUACAAUGUUUAUUUUCAAACAUUUCAGAAAGACUACAACACCGCUAUUAAGGUUCGUGCAAGACAUAAAAAAUAGAUAAAAGAAAUAGCUUCUGAUAAAAUUUACCUUUAAGGCAUUAAGUAUUGUUUUUAGCAUUAUGAUACAAUGAAAUGUGAUAUGAUAUGAUACCAUACAUUCUGGUACAGCACCAUAUGCCAUGAUACGAUAUGAUACGAUAUGAUAUGGCUAUCAGAUAAUGAGGUAACCUACUACAGUGAUGUAUCUCCCUGUGAAAUGUAGUACAGCUGAAUUAUUCAGUAGUGUUUAUUUUAAAAUACAAGUAUAUCAUAAAUCUACUUAAAUACAUGACUUUUAUGGGAUAUAUUUCUGACACUGGCCACCAUUGACAGAUGAGAUGACAAAUCAGACUUACAAGUAUGAUGUGACGUUAAUGCUGAUGUUUUGGUUAUUGUUGUUUCCCACAGGUGACCACAGCAGUUGCAGUUGUUGCCACUUCAACAAUAUUCCUAAUCAUCCCAGUUGCAUUCAGAAGACCUGUGCUGUCCCUUCACUAGAGCCAAGAUCCACGUUGCAUACAAGAAGCAACAAACUGAGGGAUUUAGGGUUGAUUUGCACUUAAGCGGCACAGCGGCAUCUUGUUAGUUUCUUUAUCUUAAGUAAUGUAUAACUGUACUGAACAAAUCUUAUUGUUGUUUUGAAUAUGUUUUUGGUCAUUGGGUUUUUGCUGUUACAAGACUGUUUUUUUUCUGUGAAAUGAAUAAAUUGAAUUGAACUGACUGAGUCUAUGACAGAAAACCAUGACUACUGUUGAAACGACCAAUUAAAAGAUAAAAUCACUGUUAGAUUUAUGUUUGGGAAUAUUAAAACAGUCUAUAGAUGUUUAAUUAAUGCUAAUUAAAUUUCAA